AUGGAGGGAGUGCCUGUUCCAGAGACACGAGCAAGGCACGCUGCGCAACCACAUCCAGGUAGCAGUGCAGUGACCUCGUCUUACCAAGCGCCAGUAUCAUCAGCUGCAAGCACAGAGGUAACUCCUAUUACUCAAGGGGGAGCUCCAGUGAAUCCACGUCUGGCUUCCACUACUGCUACCACUACUACUACUGCCGUUCCAGCUACCGGUGUUGCCAACGGAAUUACAGCACCGAUUGGGGGCAUCGCUGUCGGGGGUGUGACGGAUAAUGCCAGCAUAGCUGCUACAGAGGGUGGUCCUCCUUCUUCAUCCACACGUAAUUUUGCAACAAGCCGCAAAGUGCAGAAGUUGCUGGACAUUACCGUUAAUGAUAACUUUCGAGAACUUGUGUUAUAUAUGAACGACGCAGUGCCAGAGUUCCUAGAGAGUCUGUUGCCACCACCCGAUGAUUCUUCGAUUUCUGAGGUGGAGAAGACCUCUACACAACAAAGACAACAAUCACAACCACUGCAACACACCGGUAUCGCAGUUGCUUCUUCUUCCACGACGCUGCGCACAGCUUUGGAAGGCCGUGUAAUUGAUCUUCAUCGUUAUUUUUUGCAAGAAUGGUCGACCCUCAAUGAGGUUUUUGAAGAGGCAUCGGAUUUCGUGUCAAAACUUAAUGAGGAAAGUGGUGUGCUGCAGACCGCACUCGAUGCCCACGCUGCGCAGGCGGAGGAAUAUGUCGGUCUCAUGACUACACUGCAGGCAGAGCUCUCACUGGUGCAGCAGCGUGAGAAGGAAAUGCGGGAGUUUCAGGAAAAGUACCACUUUGCUGCGGAGGAACAGGCUAUCCUCGAGGAGAGUCCCGUCGACUCUGCCUACCUAGAUGUUCUGCAGCGGGCGCAGGUGACGCACCGCAAGUGCCGUGAGUUGCUGCUGUCACGUGAGCAUUAUCAAAGUGCAGCUGCUGUGAUGGACAUCACGUACAGUGCUAUAAUGAAAGGGUCCGAGAAGGUCGCGCGCUAUUUGAUGUCUGCGUCCGCAGCAGCACCAGGCUCCACGGCAAAUGCGGCAGGAUUCGGCGGCAGCGAUGCCCCGGAGCUGACGAGCUUCUAUCUGCGCUGUGUGCAGUUUCUGCGUGAGGAGAACAUUAGCCAGUGGGCAGCGGUGAUAGAGGAGGUGGCGCGGCUGCGGCGGGCGGCGGUGCUGCGGCAGUACUUCCACCUCAUGACGACAGGUUCCUCCACCACAUUGGCCGGUACAUACCGAGCAGGUGGCAGGCGUGACAGGGCACCAAGCACUGGCGGGGUGCGCGCGCUGGAAGCAGAGAUCAGCAACCCCGUCUUUUUCUUCAGUUCGCUCUUCGCUUGGCUUCAUCAAGUGAUUGUCGACGAGGAUGACUUCUUCACCGCUUUUUUUGCGCCACCAGCGCUGGUGGCAGAUGAUGCAACAACAGCGUUAUCAACCGACAAGGAGACGGCUUCUGUUCGAGAUGGUGAACCCGGUGCAUUGGCAGUACCGUCGAUGGUGGGUGAGGAUGCGUUGGAUGGCAAUGGCGAAACAGCGUUCCCUGUUAGCAAGGCCGCCGUGCUUGAUUCUAUUUUUGAGGUGCUGUGCAAACACAUUCAAAGUGUACUUGACGGUGUGCUUGAACGUUUUCUCCGCGCUUCGUCGAGUCUUCACGAUGGCGACAACAGCAGCAGUGGUGGCGGCGCUGGGGGUAGUGGCAGUGGUGCAGGCGCAUCGACGGGUCCAUCUGGACCAAUCGGUCUUACUGGCGGCAUCAAGCGGUUGCUCACGGCAGCGACAGGGCGAACUGUAUCAUUGACGUCCGACGCGGGUGAGGGCGCGCAGCGCUACCAGCACCUGAUGAACCGUUCACAACAGGAGGCGCUUGUGGCAUCGACGCUCAUGGGUUUGACGAACGGUCUGCGCACGGCUCAUACACUCCUCCAACUCUUCACCUAUUACAAUUGUAGCACUUUCACUGCGCUUCUGGGAAGCGAGGCAGCGCUUACGCGUCUUGUGGCAAACGACUCCAAACUGCAGCUACUGCGUGUAUAUCAUACAAUUGCUAAACAGCUGGCCGAACAUGCGCUGGACAGUGUGGCAGGUGUUGCGAGUCGCUCAGCGGUACUGCGUCGUCUCGCGUCUGCCGAGGCAAUGUUGGCGGUAGAAGAUGGCACGAAGAAAAGUGAUAGGGCGACGUAUUUUGUCACUGAUUUUCUUUUCGAUCAUGCGGCGGAGGAGGAUAAAGAGAAUGACAGUGCUCCUCUUCACGACGAUAUGCAGCGGCAGGUGUCACCACAAUUGUCAUCUGAGAGAGAGACCCCGUCUAACGUCAGGGGCCAGAGUCUUAGCAUUUCCAGCACCACCACCAACCCGUACCACCGCAGCGGUUUAUCAAAGCACCAGGCCCAGGCGGCCGAUCUGCUGCGGACACUAUACACCAUGAUUUUGCCGACACCACCGGAGGUUGAGGAGUGUCUGCGCGUUCUGCAGUCCACUAUGGUUGAGGCGGAGAAACAUGCAGAGAUUAUGGAGUCUGUGCGUCUCAUGCUUUCCAAGAAGUCUGCGAACGAAGAAAACAUUGCUGCAAACCAUCCGUUGUAUUAUGAGCAGUUCUUCACUGUGCCUGUGCAGCACGUGCUAUCAUUCCCGAUUGUGCUUGCGCGGCAGCCCACCAUAAGCAAUGCGCUCGAUGAACCUUGCAAGUUGACGCUACAGCUCAACACCAUGGCUGCACUGCAGGAGACGCUCGCUCCGCACCUGAACCUACUUGCACUCGGCAAUGCAGCGGCAGGCCACACGACACCCCUCUCAGAUGUUGUCUCAGAGCGCAUCCAGAAGCUUGCGAAUGAACUGAUAGCAAGCCUUUCAAAGUGUGCUGUGCGACACUACUUCCAUCAGCGACUACGCAGUGCUAUGGCAACACCAGUCUCUGGUGGCGACGACGUGGGCAGAAUUAGCAACAUGGGUGGGGGGAUGGGUAGAGGAGAUGCAGACGCCGACGGUGAGCAGCUCGACGCGGCAACUAUCAUUGCGCAGCUCAGCGGCUUCUACAGCGUUGUGGCGGCAUCGGGUCAUGUAUAUGUCCCCCUAGUUGCCGCACUGCGCCUUCCUCGACUGCGAGAGCAGGUAAUGCGGGGCGUUGUACGGGAACUCUGCGACGUGUACGAGACGCGUUACACGCGUCUGCUUGAACUUGGGCAGCAGCAGUUGCCUAGUGUUGAUGCCGAUUUCAGCGAGGCGUCGUUGACCGUGAGUGAUCUUGACCCGCGGAAGCUACGUAUUCUGCUGGACGAGGCGCCAUCCUUGCCAUCCUAA
Molecule: messenger RNA, 3309 nt
Organism: Trypanosoma grayi
Lineage: Eukaryota; Euglenozoa; Kinetoplastea; Trypanosomatida; Trypanosomatidae
Product: putative conserved oligomeric Golgi complex subunit 6-like isoform X1
Exons: 1
Coding region: 1-3309 (1102 amino acids)
Biological process (GO): intra-Golgi vesicle-mediated transport
Cellular component (GO): COG complex
Source: RefSeq, a predicted model, not a curated record